Rhodamnia argentea is the source of this 2104-nucleotide messenger RNA. RefSeq names its product mitogen-activated protein kinase 7. Gene Ontology annotation, molecular function: ATP binding; MAP kinase activity. The coding region runs from base 843 to 1952 and encodes 369 amino acids. NCBI's taxonomy places the organism in Eukaryota, Viridiplantae, Streptophyta, Magnoliopsida, Myrtales, Myrtaceae. Gene Ontology annotation, cellular component: nucleus; cytoplasm. Gene Ontology annotation, biological process: protein phosphorylation; intracellular signal transduction. The transcript has 3 exons. The record is from RefSeq and is a predicted model, not a curated record.
GCGCGCGGCGGCACGAAAUCAACAAAGCUUUUCUUGGAGUAAUGAAGCAGCUCAAGUUCAUCGUAUCCGCUUGUUCUUUCGUUCAUGGAUUCUAGGUGAGCUUUCCAAGAAAUUACGAAAGAAAAUUGCAGAAUCUCUUGUAUAAAUUUCUUACUGUGCCAUGCGUGGGUGUCCACAGCUUCGUCACCACACACUUUCAGUUGUCUUGAUUCCCCUUUUUAACCCACUCUGCUCACGCCUCUUCUUCUCAAGAUCUGAUCGAGAUAUUUGUCUCUUUUUCAACAUCUGAAUCGAACCCAGUAGCUUGCAAGAACUUGUCUAUCGAGCCGAGUGCGUGCUCGGUUCGAUUAUGGUCAUUGAUCUUGGUGGGUUUUGGUGGGGAAGUAGAAAGAAUUUCAGCGAUUUUUCCUGUAAAACAGGGGAGGGGGGUUCCUCCUGUAGUUGCCCUCUGAUUGUUUCUUGGUGCUCUCACUUUCCAGGAAAAUAGUGAGCGGGGAGUUGGAAUCAUGUGAAGGGAAAGGAAGGGAAAGGUUUGAAGAAUCUGGAACUUGGGUGUUUGGUGGCGGGCUUGGUCUGGAAGACAGUCCAGAGAAGGUAGAGGACAGAAUUUUAUAAUCAAGAGAAAAGACCAGAGAAAAUCGAAAAGGGCAAAGAGAGCAUAAGCACAGUUUGGCAAGAAGGUGAUCUCAAAAAGGUCACAGUUCCGCAGCAGAAGCGGCAAGUAAGAAUCAAUUCCUAUUCCAUCUUACAUCUUCUUAUGUUGGGAUUUCCAGCUCUUCUUUUCUCGCUCAUGCAUUGAAAUUGAAGCUGAACUCUCCUGAAUUCUUGGUAAAUUGGGGUAUAUGGCGACUCUGGUUGAGCCCCCAGAUGGAAUUGGGCAGAGAGGGAAGAAUUACUACUCAGUGUGGCAAACUCUGUUCGAGGUGGACACCAAGUAUGAGCCCAUCAAGCCCAUCGGGAAAGGGGCGUACGGCGUGGUGUGCUCGUCGAACAACAGGGAGACGAACGAGAAAGUCGCGAUCAAGAAGAUCCACAAUGUGUUCGAGAACCGGGUGGACGCGCUGCGGACCCUGAGGGAGCUCAUGCUCCUGAGGCACAUCAAGCAUGAGAAUGUGAUUGCCCUGAAGGAUGUGAUGUUGCCGGUCCACAGCAGUAGCUUCAAGGAUGUGUACUUGGUUUAUGAGCUCAUGGACAUCGAUCUGCACCAGAUCAUCAAGUCCUCGCAGCCGCUGUCCAACGACCAUUGCAAGUACUUCAUUUUUCAGUUACUGCGAGGGCUGAAGUAUCUCCACUCGGCCAACGUUCUUCACCGCGACCUCAAGCCCGGAAACCUCCUGGUGAACGCCAACGGCGACCUGAAGAUAUGCGACUUCGGGCUCGCGCGGACCAGCCAAGGCGAGGGGCAGUUCAUGACCGAGUACGUGGUCACGCGCUGGUACCGCGCCCCUGAGCUGCUGCUCUCGUGCGACAACUACGGGACCUCGAUUGACGUCUGGUCUGUGGGCUGCAUCUUUGCCGAGAUCCUCGGGCGCAAGCCCGUGUUCCCUGGGUCGGAGUGCCUCAACCAGCUGAAGCUGAUCAUCAACACACUGGGGAGCCAGAGGGAGGAGGACAUCGAGUUCAUCGACAACCCGAAGGCCUGGAGGUACAUCAAGGAGCUGCCCGUCUCGAGGGGAACCCACUUCUCCCAGCUGUACCCGCAGGCUGAUUCUCUGGCUGUGGACCUGCUGCAGCAGAUGCUCGUGUUCGACCCAAGGAAGAGGAUCACCGUGACGGAGGCGCUCCAGCAUCCUUACAUGGCAGGGCUGUACGACCCGCGAUGCAACCCGCCGGCUCAGUACCCGAUUAGCCUCGACAUCGACGAGAGUAUGGGGGAGCCUAUGAUUAGGGAGAUGAUGUGGAACGAAAUCCUUCAUUACCAUCCUCAUCAGUAUGCUUCUCUCCAUGGAUAAAUGCUUCGAAUCUCCGACAUAUUACCAGAAAAUAGCUGCAAUGUCUAUACCAACUAAAAUAGCACAUUGCAUUUUCUUUAAAACAGUAUUUUGUGAUAUUAUGUUCUUUUUCCUAGUCCGAAACAUUAAUUAUAGGAUCAUUUGAAGUAUAA